This is a messenger RNA of Lates calcarifer (barramundi perch), 2744 nucleotides long. RefSeq lists its product as uncharacterized. The record is from RefSeq and is a predicted model, not a curated record. Bases 73 to 2103 code for a protein of 676 amino acids. NCBI's taxonomy places the organism in Eukaryota, Metazoa, Chordata, Actinopteri, Centropomidae. The transcript is spliced from 13 exons.
UCCCUGUUGGCUUCUUGUUGUUAUAAAAGAGGCGACAAAUAGUUACUGGGCAGUGCGUUCCAUACUGCAGUCAUGGAGAAUCUACAGAGAAGAGCAAAUGACAGUUCAGACAAACAUUUACAUGCUGCCUAUAGAAUAUUUGGACAAGGUGGAUCCACUUGUCCUAACAACCGACUGAUUAUACUGUGUCUGGGACUGUUGAAUGCUGUUUUGCUGAUAGUUGCUGUUGUUAUUGGGAUUAACUGUGCCAAAGUCAAAGACGGUUCCCACCAGGUUUCUCACUCAGCUGCAACACAGCUCAUCAAUGAGCUGAACGAUCUCCGUAGCAACCACAGUGAUGUUAUUGAGUCUGCAGAACAGGCCAAGAAGGCGUUAGAGAGGGAGGUCAAAAACCAUGCAGAACUAAAGAUGAAAAUUGAGCAGCAGAGGACUAUCAAUGACGGUUAUCAGAAGCAGAUUGAGGCACUGCGAGCAGAGAAGACAAAUCUGCAAUCUAAUAUAUCAGCUUUGGAGGGAAGCUGUGGCGGAUGCCUCCCUGGAUGGCCUCUUUUCAACUCAACCUGCUAUUUCUUUUCUUACUCUGAAUCUACUUCUGUCAAGAAGAACUGGCCAGACAGCAGAGCAGACUGUGUUAGACGUGGAGCUGACCUGGUUGUGAUCGAUAACCAGGAGGAGCAGGUAUUUGUGAGUGACAACAUCAAAAUUGGCUAUAAUGAAUGGACCACCGGACACUGGAUCGGUCUCACUGACAUAGAGACAGAGGGGACAUGGGUCUGGAUUAAUAAUGUCACUGAGGUGGAGGAAAGGUACUGGGCGGAUGGAGAACCAAACAACCAUGGACCCCGGGGAGAGAACUGCGCCAUUACAGUUUACAGACACACCAAUCCAUGGAAGACCCGGUAUGAUGGAAAGUGCGACGAGCAUCAGUUAUACUGGAUGUGUGAAAUGCCAUCAAGUGCCAAAGUCAAAGACGGUUCCCUCCAGGUUCCUCACUCAGCUGCAACACAGCUCAUCAAUGAGCUGAGCUAUCUCCGUAGCAACCACAGUGAUGUGAUUGAGGCCGAAGAGGAGGCCACAAAGGCUUUAGAGAGGGCGCUCAAAAACCAUGCACAGCUAAAGGUGAAAAUUGAGCAGCAGAGGACCAUCAAUGACGGUUAUCAGAAGCAGAUUGAGGCACUAAUGGAACGGAGAGAAAACUCACGUUGUAAUUCAGAUGGUGGAUUUAACACACUGAUUUGUCAAGAGGAUUUGUACGACGACCCACCCUCUAACCAAAACAGGCGACAAGUGUCCAUGUCCAAUAUGAUACCUGGGAGACAGGGCAGGCUGGCUGUAGUGAGCCUGGCACUAUUUGCUGCUGUUCUACUAAUAGUUGAUAUCAGCCUGGGGGUUCACUACAAUAGACUCACAGAUACCCACCUCACAAUCGAUGAUACAGAACACAUCGAAAAUGAGUUGAACAAACUCCAAGAAACUUACAAGACUGCCAUCAAAACCAUGAAGGACGCCAAGAAACAGGUGGACAGCGAGAUGAGUCGUCAGACACAAACCAACUGGGAGCUUGAACAUCAGACAAAAAGAACAAGUGACUAUGAAGCACAGAUUAAGAAGAUUACAGGGGACAUUGCAUCACUGAGAUCCCACUUACCAAUGAUCCAUGAUGGCUGCAGACACUGUCCAGCAGGAUGGCUUUUGAUGAACUUAGUGUGUUAUUACUUCCCCUUCUCGGAUGGUGCUGGAUACAAAACCUGGCAAAAAGCCAGAGAAUUCUGCCAGAUGCACGGUGGUGAUCUUGCAGUCAUAGACAACAAAGACAAAGAGAACGCAACUGUAAGGGUCCUGAUAAAUAAUCAUGACGCUUCAAAAAACAUUAAUGGCUUCUGGAUUGGACUGAGAGAUUUGCAUGAGGAAGGGACUUGGAAAUGGUUGGAUGGAACAAUACUGGUUGAAGGGUACUGGAAUGAUGGUGAGCCCAACAACCAGGAUAAUGAGGACUGUGCAGCUAUAUAUCCCAGAAGCAACCCCUUCAAGGCCUGGAAUGAUGCUCCAUGCAAUUAUAACCUGAAAUGGAUUUGCGAAAUGGUACCAAAGUCAACACCUUAGAGUAGUUUUUAAAAACUUUUAAAAAAGGUUUAAAGUGUUUUAAAAACAUUUAUUUUUAGUUUGAUAUUUUCAAUGAAGAAUUACAUCCAUAUUAGAGACUUUUACACAUCCUCUGAAUUGUUCUUUUAUUGUCAUGUCAAUUUUUGUUGAGACUACCAAAAGCUUGAUGUGUGGUAUAAAUCAUUAAGAGCAGUGUUUGGAGCGUCAUUUAGCAGUGAGAUGUUGUUGUUGUUGUUCAGAUGUCGCUGGAGCUAUGUCAUUUGGUUCUGGCAAUUCCCAAAUGGCCACCAUCUUGGCCUUUUCACAUCCUGAAUUCAAAUGUGAAAAUGUACCACAGAUACACCACUGUCUCUACUAGGGAAACACAUUCUGUUUAACUAAGUUAUACAUAUACCUAAUAAACUGGUAAUUAAGUAUAUAUGUACAAAACUAAUGCUCUUGUCGAUUCCCAUGAUUGACCAACCUGCCAACCUUUUAGCCUUCUAGUAUCUAUUCCAUUGUGAAUAAUUGUGAAGAAUAAAAACGUAUAAUGUAUAUGUAAGUGAAAUAGAAAAGUGUUAUUGACUUGACAAUAAUAUAUUAAGUCAUGUGUGGAAAUACUAUACAAAUAUGCAAAUAAAGGUCUAUUUUGUUUGCUGAGA